UGCCGAGGUUUCCACCAGCCCACAAGCAAGAGCAUGGCAGCCAUCCUCUCCAGCAGCUCGCUUGUGGCCACCCACGACUACUACCGGCACUGCCUGGGCUCCACUUCCAGUAACAGCUCCUGCAGAAGUGCCGAGUACCCAGGGGAAGGCAUCCCCCACCACCCCGCUUCUUUUUCGGGAAGUCCACUCUCCCAUUCAUGGCCACAGUGUUGGAGUCCCCAGAGCACUCAGAACCAGCCCAGUCCUCCACUGGCAUAA
Messenger RNA from Mesoplodon densirostris (Blainville's beaked whale), 258 nucleotides. RefSeq names its product pancreatic progenitor cell differentiation and proliferation factor-like. Gene Ontology annotation, biological process: multicellular organism development; cell differentiation. The transcript is spliced from 2 exons. The coding region runs from base 34 to 258 and encodes 74 amino acids. Lineage: Eukaryota; Metazoa; Chordata; Mammalia; Artiodactyla; Ziphiidae. The record is from RefSeq and is a predicted model, not a curated record.